Messenger RNA from Acytostelium subglobosum LB1, 3165 nucleotides. RefSeq lists its product as hypothetical. Gene Ontology annotation, cellular component: nuclear pore; cytoplasm. NCBI's taxonomy places the organism in Eukaryota, Evosea, Eumycetozoa, Acytosteliales, Acytosteliaceae. Gene Ontology annotation, biological process: protein export from nucleus. Gene Ontology annotation, molecular function: small GTPase binding; nuclear export signal receptor activity. The coding region runs from base 1 to 3165 and encodes 1054 amino acids. The transcript is spliced from 10 exons. The record is from RefSeq and is a predicted model, not a curated record.
AUGUCUAUAAAGAGUCAUGAUGACUAUAUAAAGUUCGAGAGACUGUGUAAGGACUCGUUUCAGAAGCCAGAGGAUGCUAAUCGUAUUGAAGAGAUAUUACAACAGUACUUCCUCAAUCCAAACUUCUUGGUUGAGUACAAGUCCAUCCUACAGUUCUCCAAGAACUCAUAUGUGAUUGCUCAAGUCUGCCGAGGCCUACUCCGUUGCGUCACUCAAUACUGGAACUCCAUCCCAGCCGUCCAACGAACAGAGAUAAAGACAACGAUAUGGUAUUACUUGGAGUCACUGCCUCAGAUUGAGAUAUUCAGUUGGGUGUCAUUGUUAAAGUUGUACUCUCGUCUGCUCAAGUUCUCGUGGCAGGAGGAGACGAACAAGGCACCAUUCCUAGAGUCAAUACAGGACUUUAUGAAGAAGUCACCCGAUCAUCAUUGUAUUGCACUGCGUGUGCUCAAGGACAUCAUAUGCGAGUUCAACGAGCAGGCUGGCGACCACCUCUCCACCUCCCAACAUCGCAACCUCUCAAUAUCACUUCGUGACAACGUUCUCAUGAAGUUCUUCACCAUCUCAAUCGACUCGCUCAAGUACACUCUCAACACGCCUGACAAGAAUGAUAAGAGUAAGGAAUAUGCAAUGGACUUAUCUUUGUCAUGCCUUUCCUUUGACUUUAUCAAGACGACAUCGAUCGAUACUUCCGAGGAGAUACUGACCAUCCAAAUACCAAGCAACUGGAAGUCCAUCUUUGAUGAUCCCAACACAACACAGCUAUUCUUCAGGAUCUACAAGACCCAUUACUCACCCAAGAGCUUGGAAUGUCUGGUACACUUUGCCUCAAUAAGGAAGUCAUUGUUCCAAUCAGAGGACGAGCGUACCAAGUUCAUCACGAAUAUAUUCAAGGGUACAAGGGAGAUUCUUCAGAAUAGUAUUGGUCUGAACUUUGAGAACAACCAUCUGGCAUUCUGUCGUAUACUCGAGCGCAUCAAGACCAACUAUCUACUCAGUCAGUUGGUGGCCAUCGAAGGCUACCAAGAGUGGAUUGGACUACUCUCUGCAUUCACAAUCGAAACACUCAAGAAUCCACAAUUCUCUCCCAACAGUAUACAUUAUCUACUUUCACUAUGGUCCAAGUUCGUCUCGUCCAUCAUAUAUAUCAAGGGCGAUACAUCAAAGGCUAACUUGGAGAAGUAUACACCAUUGAUCAUGGAAGCAUUCCUAAAUUCAAAGGUCAAUGGAUCAUCAUUCUUGGACGAUGAGGAUGAUAACUUGAUGGACUUUGACAAGAUGGUUGAGAUGAAAGAGCACAUUCCAUAUCUUGGACGAUUGACCUAUGCUCUCACUGCCAAACAGAUCAUCCAAAUGUUUGAUCAUACCACUCAGAAGAUGUCAAUGGAGACAAGUGUAAACAAUCUGACCAUACUAGAAAGACAAUGUGCAUGGUUGGUAUACAUCAUUGGUUGUUUGAUCACUGGUCGAACUGCAGUCAACAGUUCGGAGGAGUACGACUCGCUGGAUGGCGACCUCUCAGUCAGAGUGUUCAAGUUGAUAGACUACUGCGACAAGAAGUUGCAGCAUGACCCCUCAUCAUCUCAUGGACGUACAAGUCGAGUUGCAUUGGAGUUAUCGAUCAUUCACUUCAUGCAAAGCUUCAGAAAGAUAUACAUUGGAGAGAAUACACUCUCGUCCUCAAAGGUGUAUCCAAGGAUCAGCGAGUUAUUAGGAGCGACCGAUCACACCACCAUCCUUUACUCAAUUAUCAGGAAAAUUGGAUUCAAUUGUAAGUUCUGGUGCGAUGCUGAUGAUGUGAUCAAGAGGAGUCUGGAGUUGUUCUGGGACUCAGUCAAUGGACAUUCGACAUCAAAGAUAUUACUCAACACUCCAAUCACUCACGACUUACUUCAAAACCAUGGUGCCGAGGUAUUCCCCUUCCUGGACAACAACCCAAACUCAAGACACAGGAUGACAUUGUACCAAGCGAUUGGCAAACUGCUGUUCACUGACGAGAACACUCACUACUUUGAACAAUUCAUGUUGCCAUUCGAGGACACAUUGAGCCGCCUGCACGCCAUUCAAUCAAUCGAUGUGUUCCGCUCAGAGGACACAAAGAGCAGGAUCAUUGGACUGAUGCGCGACCUGCGCGGACUCACCUCAUCGGCCAUGAACAAGAAGUUCUACUGCCAGGUGUUUGAGAUGCUCAACACCAAGUUCCCAGUUCUCCAAAAGAUCAUCACGGCCUACUACGACUGCCCCGAGGUGACGACCGCCGUGCUCCGUCUGCUCGCCGAGUACACCAACAACAAGCAGGCGCGCAUGAACUUUGACUCAUCGUCGCCCAACGGCUUCAUCAUCUUCAAGGAGACCAGCAAGAUCCUGGCGUCGUACGGUUCGCUGCUCAUCAACCUGCCAUGCACAUCGCAACAGCUGUACAAGUACAAGCUCAAGGGCAUCAGUCUGCUGAUGUCCAUCUUCACCAAGUGUCUAACCGGCAACUACUGCAACUUUGGCGCGUUUGAAUACUUUGGCGACAAGUCCUUCCACAACCUGCUCGACAUGACCAUGCAGUUGCUCGUGUCGGUCACGAUGGAUGAGAUCAUGAACUUCCCCAAGGUCUCCAAGAUAUACAUGCAGUGGAUGGAGGCACUGUGCAGCAGCCACACACAGACCAUAAUCGAGCUCAACUCCAACUACUUUGCGCUGAUCAUGUAUUCAAUCCUGCGUGGCAUUGACAGCCAGGAGAUAUCGAUCUCGACACAGGUCUGCGUGUCACUGGACAAGAUCAUCACGUUGUGCUAUCAACAUACCAAGAAGAAGGACUCAUUGCUACUCAAGACUGUUCACAACCAUCUCACUGAGAACCCAACAUUACUUCCACAGAUCGUUGACAAGUUGUUCAACGUAAUAAUAUUCGAAGACAACCUCAACCAGUGGUCAGUCUCCAAGCCAUUGUUGGGUUGUGUUGUAUUUGUACCUGAUACAUUCUCAUCAGUCAAACAGAGAUUCGCUCAACUCAAUCCAAACUCUCAGGACAAGAUAGAGACAAUAUUCACACAGUUGAUGGCGGACAUUGUUGAGAACUUGGAUACAAAGAACCGAGAUAGGUUCACACAGAACGUUGCCGCCUUCAGACGAGAGAUGCGUCUGCUUGGUGGUGCCUCUGGAGCAAGGUACUAA